UGGCACUACUUCCAAAACACCACAGCAUCAAUCCUCACUCCAGUUAUCGUUUGGUUUCAGUUUACUUCACCAAAUUUCUCGUAAUUCAAUAAGUGAGGUUGUGACAGGCAUCGAAAUGGUUGUUUUGAAAGGUGUUCCGCGUAUUCUAUCUCCUCAAAUAUUGUAUGCACUUGCAAGAAUGGGUCAUGGAGAUCAGUUAGUCCUCGCUGACGCCAACUUCCCUUCAAGUUCUGUAUGUAACAGUGGCCCAGAAGAGCUCAGAGCUGAUGGUCAUGGUAUACCUGAGCUGUUAGAAGCAAUUUUGAAAUUUUUUCCAUUGGAUACCUAUGUAAAGGAGCCGGUGAAACUGAUGCAGGUUACUCAAAAAGACCUUGAUGAGGGAAUGGGUAUACCAAGUGUUUGGGCAAAGUACAAGGAGAUCAUCGACAAAGCUGAAGGACACAAGGUUUUUGUUGGUACAAUUGAAAGAUUUGAAUUUUAUGAGGUUGCAAAGAAAUCAUUUGCUGUGAUUGCAACUGGAGAGACUGCUUUGUAUGGGAACAUUAUCCUUAUUAAAGGAGCUCUGCCACCGGACACCGAAAAUGAAUAAAAUAUAAGGAAAAAGUGGAAACACGAGUGGAGAUAAAUCUACCAUUGUGCAUUUAAUUGAAAUAGUUAAAAUUGCAAAAAUUUGUCGUAUUAAUAAAUACCAAUUAGGUUACAAAA
Molecule: messenger RNA, 705 nt
Organism: Xenia sp. Carnegie-2017
Lineage: Eukaryota; Metazoa; Cnidaria; Anthozoa; Malacalcyonacea; Xeniidae
Product: fucose mutarotase-like
Exons: 6
Coding region: 116-589 (157 amino acids)
Biological process (GO): fucose metabolic process
Molecular function (GO): fucose binding; racemase and epimerase activity, acting on carbohydrates and derivatives
Source: RefSeq, a predicted model, not a curated record